CGAACGAGAGCUCGCUUGACAGUCGUUUCCGAACGGAGGGAGGGCUGGCUUGACGGCAGUACAGCAGCAUUCAUGUCUGGUUUUAUUCUGGGUGUGGACGUGGGCACCACCUCGGUGAAAGCCGUGCUGUUAGCAGCCGACUCCAGAACUGUGGCUGCGAGUCAGGCUCUACCUACAGCUGCUGAUAUAAGCGACAACAGCGGGAUAAAGGCGAAAGAGCAGGAUGCAGGUCGGAUCAUAGCCGCUCUGAACCGGUGCGUCAGUCAGCUACCGAGAGACAAACUUCAGCAUGUCAGCCGCAUCGGGCUGUCCGGGCAGAUGCACGGAGUUUUGUUCUGGAAGACAAAAAACGUUUGCGACUGGUCCAAUGAGGACUUUUUUACAGCAGGAGACACCAGUCAGCUGAUCACGUGGCAGGACGGGCGAUGCAGCAGAGACUUCCUGUCGACUCUCCCGAAACCAGACUCACACCUGAGUGUUGCCACAGGUUUCGGCUGUGCAACGAUCUUCUGGUACAUGAAGCACAGACCAGAGUUCCUGGAGGAGUUCACGGUGGCCGGUACGAUCCAGGACUAUGUGGUGUCCAUGCUGUGUGGCUUGGAGCGGUGUGUGAUGACACCUCAGAAUGCAGCCAGCUGGGGAUUCUUCAACACUGCAGCCAAUCGGUGGAAUGAUGACAUUCUAAGGGCUGCCGGCUUCCCGUUGCACCUGCUCCCUCGCUGUGUGCCAUCUGGUGACUUGGUGGGUCAAACGCGCUCAGCCUGGCUCGGUGUUCCCGCCGGGACACCAGUAGGGGCUGCCCUGGGAGACUUCCAGUGCUCCGUCUACUCCUGCAUUAGGGCACCAACAGAUGCAGUUCUCAACAUAAGCACCUCAGCCCAGCUGACCUUCUCCAUGCCAGCUGACUUCACACCUUCAGAUUCUGCUCAGCUGGAGCCAUCCAUCUCCUAUUUCCCUUACUUCAACGCCUCGUACUUGGCUGUGGCCGCGACGCUCAACGGAGGAAACGUUCUCGCAACUUUUGUAGAGACUCUGACUUCCUGGAUGGGAGAGCUGGGUGCCGAGUUGGGCGGCUCAUGUCUGUAUGAGAAGCUGAUCCGUUGCGCCCUGAUCCAGGAAACCAGCGACCUGAUGGUGAGUCCCACCCUCCUGGGGGAGCGACAUAACCCGCUGUGCCUGGGUCAGGUGACCAACAUCUCCACCUCCAACCUCUCCCUGGGUCAUGUGUUCCGGGCGCUCUGCCGUGGAGUCAUUAACAACAUCUCCUCCAUGAUGCCAGCAGAGCUUCUGCUGCAGGUGGGGGUCUGCAGAAUUGUAGGGAGCGGGAGCGCUCUGGCUCGCAAUGAGGUGCUCAGGCAGGAAGUGGAGAGGGUGUUCCCCCUGCAGGUGGUGUACGGACACAACGCAGACUCUGCAGUCGGUGCAGCCAUGGUCCUCUGUGAUCGACUUUGAACAGGAUCUUUUGUCUGAACUGAUUCAAAUGUAAUUUUUGCACAAUUCUGAAAGCAGUUUGUCAUACUGAAUCACUUUCAUUAUGAAAUGUAACCAAAAGGGGAAGAACCCAGAGAGUUUGGUUCAAAAUAAAACCAAGAGAAGUGUUUCUGCAGUUUUCACAGCUUUUUGAUGCAUUAAGAGAUAAAUGCAUCGUGUUUCUAGUGAUUCUCUGCAUGAAGCAAACGGCUCAACAGGAGAUCAUGAGAUAGCAGCUUGCUGGAUGAUCUGAAAAUCACUAACAUAUCUGCUGCAAGUAGAAGAGAGACAUUUGGAUGAUGACCCAUAAUGAGAGUUCCUGUUGCUGCGGAUGAAGCUGGUUUUAUCCAGAUGUUUUUGUUACCUGGCUCAGUUUAACCCAACAUGAGUUAUCCUGAUGCACGGAAUCAUUCAACUGUUGCCUUCUCAUGUAAAAGAUUAAAUAAAGUUUUAAUGAAAUUAGUGAAACUAA
This is a messenger RNA of Nothobranchius furzeri (turquoise killifish), 1942 nucleotides long. RefSeq names its product sedoheptulokinase (gene shpk). Gene Ontology annotation, biological process: cellular response to lipopolysaccharide; phosphorylation; glycerol metabolic process. Gene Ontology annotation, cellular component: cytosol. Gene Ontology annotation, molecular function: sedoheptulokinase activity. The record is from RefSeq and is a predicted model, not a curated record. Lineage: Eukaryota; Metazoa; Chordata; Actinopteri; Cyprinodontiformes; Nothobranchiidae.